Molecule: messenger RNA, 1952 nt
Organism: Porites lobata
Lineage: Eukaryota; Metazoa; Cnidaria; Anthozoa; Scleractinia; Poritidae
Source: the annotation of a GenBank genome assembly
AUGUACCCGCAAACCGAAACGGUCAAACGCUUUCAUGCCAAACCUCAAUGGCAACAGAUACUUGCUCUUAGUACUUUUCUGGGUAAGUAAUUAUGAGAAGUCUAAAUCAACAAACAGUUUUAGUUGACGUACAAUCGCAGCAUAGUACUUUACAGUUCUCUACCGCAAAUGGUAUACGCAGAGUGUUUGCACUGAAAGUUCUCUGGUCUGUUGUACUUCGCUUUUAAGACACAAAUUCAAAUGAAUUUUUUAUAACUUCAGACAAGUGACUGGUGCUUUCUGGUUGUAUUUGACUCCCUCGUUAUCUAGAACAUGAAUCUGAUUUGUAUGCAGACUUGUCGUUUUACUCAGCGUUGUUUAUACAUUUCACUAUUGAAAGAAAAAUUCAAACGAUAUCCAGAGCGACGGGGACGACAUAAGGCGAAUCCUGAGCUCCGAUUGGCUCACCCGAGCGGGUAACGUUUGGCCAGUCUUACCCGCUGGGAAUUAUUCGCUUUGUCGGGUUAGAGGAGAUUAUCUUUGGCCAAAUAAGACUGAAAAUCUUUAUUGAUAAGGAAAGUUCCAUCAUCCUGUCUUGACCAAGCUUGCUCAGCUCUUUCAAGAUCGAUGGCUGCAUAACGGCUUUCCCAUUCUUUCUUGCGUAGUUAUGGACCUUGACUUCUUCUCGGUCCAUAAAAGCACAAAGACAGAACCAUGGCCAAUAUUCUGUCAUCUUGUCCACACGCUUGGUUAAUAUCACGUUUGCUUCCUAAUACGUACUUAUAUGUUGUUAAUUUUCCCUUUGGUUAGGAUUCACCCUUGCGGUGUGGUAUAAUUUAUGGAACAGGGAUACUCGCAUCCCGCUCGAUGGAAUAGUGUCUUCUUCGCUUGUUCAUGAACAGAGAGGGGACGGUAAGAAGAAAGUCUUUUUAGCAUUUUUGACCCAUCCCUGGAGAGUAAAAUAUAGUCCAAGAUGCGAGAGAACGCAUAGAAGGUACUUUCGGGUAAAACAGUCAUAACUCUCCACCUUUUGUUUGGUCUAAACAGUAAACUCAUUUAUUCACAGCCAGAAACUCGAGAUAACCGUACUCAAACUAGAACUCGUAGCUGCGUGGCCUUCUUCAAGCUCAAAAACAAAAUAUCGGCCCUAAAUUGGAUGAGACUGUAAGUCUAGCUUUCUCACGCACACGUGCAUUUCAGUGUUUACUUUUUGGCUGUCUUGAGGGAUGUUCUAACCUGUGAGAUAGGCGCAUGGUGAGGUAAGAAAUAUAGGACAAGAGGGAAGCGACGUGCGCGUAAGCGAGGAACACGGCCGCCAGGAGAGGAAACAUUCCCCACUCCCUGCUCGCGUCCCCCCUACUUCACGACUAGCGCUUCUGUUGUUAGUUGCGCCCUUAGCUUUUAAAAAUUCUCAAGCGCCUGCUACGUUAGCCUCCCACGCUGGCGUUUUUAGGGGAGCUCGUUUUUCAUCCCUCCCCUAAAAACGCCUGCGUGGGAGGCUACUGCUACGUAGGCUCGACAAGCCUUAUGUAGCAGGAAAGGCAUUGUCAGAAUACUGUCCACCUACCCCUCCCCUAAGCCAACAUUUUGCCCUAAGCGAGAAGUAAGUGUUAAUGUUGACUUAGGGGAGAGGUAGGUGGGCAGUUUCCCAGAAACGUAUAGUGAUCCGAAUUUCUUAUCUUUCCUCAGGAAUAUACAUGACAUUAAAACUGAAAUGCUACUACUGUGAUUCCGAAAACUUUGGUGCUGCUUGGGAGUCUCUUAUCAAGGACUUUGCUUGCCAAGACAGUAUCUAUUCAACUUGCUUUGCAAACCAGACCCUCCCCGGCCGACAAACCACAGAGGUCAUAGAUCUUAUAAAAAGCUGUAGGAAGGAAUGCGCAUGCUCAGACGAUGACGGCUGGUGCUUAACAUCGGACUGCGGACACCAGUUAAAGUGUUGCUGGGGAAACGCAUAUUGUGAAGAGGACUAG